AUGUUUCGUCGUGCCCGUUCGUUGAGCCGCCAUCGUGGUACAACACCAGGGCGUGAAACGACUCCGUCUAUCUAUGAUUAUGGAGCUGGUGAUGACAGUAUAGGUGGAGGUGGUUAUUCAACACAUCUCAACGUCUAUGGACCUAAUUUACAUGGAUCAACAUCUCGUUCAGUUCGAGCUGCUUCCGUAGCUCGAUCUAAAGAUAUCGAUGAUGAAAUCAUUCUUGGUGGUGGUGCUUAUGAUCGAUACCAUCGAGCACAAUCAGUUAGUCGUUUAGAUCCUUUAAAAACACGACGACCUUAUUCUGCUUAUGGUACACACGAUUUUGAUUAUUAUGAUCGUUAUACUGAACGCAUCCGAGAUAAAACACCGAUUUCUCUCGAUAGUCAUUAUACACGUUACAGGCCUCUUUAUUGGUAUCAUACAGCACCACGUACCUCUUAUUACGAUUCUUCACAUGAUGAUCGACGUUCUCGACCACUUCAUAGUCAUCGUCGUUCUUCUUCAGCUUAUCCAUUAAUACGCGAUGAGUCAUCAUAUAAUUAUCGUUUUAAUGAUUCAAUUGAUCGUGUAACAUCAUUAAAACGUGCAAUGCGUGAUCUUGAUUAUACACGUGAAUUACGACAACUACGUUAUUC
Adineta steineri is the source of this 638-nucleotide messenger RNA. Lineage: Eukaryota; Metazoa; Rotifera; Eurotatoria; Adinetida; Adinetidae. The record is from the annotation of a GenBank genome assembly.